GGUCACACUAACCGGCUGUUAUUGUUGCGCAAACUAUGUUGUGUUCUUAAAACUAAUUUCGUUUAAACUUUUAUUUAGUUCAAUAAAGGUGUUUCUUUGCAUGCCGUGCACUUUGAUCUAAGCCCAAUGCCUGCUCCUCUGUGCUUCAGAUCGGCGCGAUGCCUUCUUUUGGGUCGCCUUGGAUCAGUUUUUCCGCUCAGACAGCUGGCAGACAAGGGUUCAGAUAUAGUGAUUCCUCCCGAACCCACGACAUGUUGUAUGUCGGGCUGUGCCAAUUGCGUUUGGAUCGAAUACGCUGAAACUCUGUCGAAAUUAUUGGGCGAUAAUGAUGAGCGUGCACGUGAAAUUGUUCUGUCUAAGAUCCAAGAUCCCAACUUGAAAAUGUUUCUAAUGGUGGAACUGCAGAACAUGAAACGGCUUCGGGAACAAAAAGCAACUGCUGCCAAAGAACAACCCAAGGAAACACCUAAAUAGUUUGAACUAAAGCUCAAAAUUCCCAGUUAUUAUGGAACUCAGGUCUUAAAUUGAAAUUAAUGAUCCAAAAAUUGGAAUUUAAAUUAUGUUUCAUCUAUCUAAACAUUUAAUUGAGUAUCUUGACCUAUUCUAUUAAAUUUAUGUAAUUAAAUUGAGAGGAACUUUUCUAAACCUCAUUAGGAUUCGGGUUUUGAAUUUUGACUCAUUUUUUAAACUGUUUUACUUAAUGAAUUUCAUUAAAAGAGAAUUUCUAAAA
Molecule: messenger RNA, 730 nt
Organism: Drosophila nasuta
Lineage: Eukaryota; Metazoa; Arthropoda; Insecta; Diptera; Drosophilidae
Product: oxidoreductase-like domain-containing protein 1
Exons: 3
Coding region: 127-474 (115 amino acids)
Cellular component (GO): mitochondrion
Source: RefSeq, a predicted model, not a curated record